Molecule: messenger RNA, 1479 nt
Organism: Pristis pectinata (smalltooth sawfish)
Lineage: Eukaryota; Metazoa; Chordata; Chondrichthyes; Rhinopristiformes; Pristidae
Product: 5'-3' exonuclease PLD3-like
Exons: 10
Coding region: 1-1479 (492 amino acids)
Molecular function (GO): catalytic activity
Source: RefSeq, a predicted model, not a curated record
AUGAAGCCUUUCGGAAACCUGGUGCAGAAACUGCUGCAAAUGUCGUAUGUUAAAAGCCACAGGAAAGACAUCAACAAAUGGGAGCUUGGAUCAGUUGUCUUCCUGUUACUUAUGAUCCUUUGCUUGCUGAACUUUGCAGUUGUCCAGAUGGUGUGCAAAUUAACAGAGCAUCCCUCAGGCAAAAAUAAAUCUUGGAAAGAUCAGCAUACCACAACUUGUGACGAUCCUUGCAGGUUUGUUCUUGCAGAGACUGUCCCUGAUGGGUUAGUCUAUGCCGAAAAUGCUACAGGAUAUCAAUCAAUAUACAACUCCUGGAUGAACCUAAUUAAUAUGGCAAACAGCAAUCUGGACAUUGCCUCAUUCUAUUGGACUCUUACUGGAAGUGAUAUAAACGUGACUGACCCUACCUCUAAAUAUGGUGAAAUCAUACUUGAUGAACUGGGGAAAUUGCCAUCAAAGAGAGUCAAUGUGCGUGUUGCAUCGAGUAUGUUGAAAUUCCCACAUCAAUUUUCCACCGACCUUAAAAUCCUGAAAGAGAAAGGAAUUCAAAUCAGGGAAGUGAAUUUUGAAAAAAUAAUGCAUGGCGUUCUUCAUUCAAAACUCUGGAUUGUUGAUAACAAACAUAUAUAUAUUGGGAGUGCUAAUAUGGAUUGGAGAGCACUAACUCAGGUGAAGGAGUUGGGUGCUGUGAUUUACAACUGCAGUUGCCUCGCCAAUGAUUUUGCCAAAAUAUUUGAAGCUUAUUGGAGUCUUGGACUGCCAAAUGCCACCAUUCCCACACCAUGGCCACCUUCUUAUUCCACAAAGAUUAAUAAAGAAACACCUCUUUCUGUAAAACUGAAUGGAACUGCUGCAAAGGUGUAUUUUUCAAGUUCUCCUCCAAGGAUAUGUCCAAAAGGCCGGACUACUGAUCUUGAUGCUAUUCUCAGUGGCAUUAAUGCUGCAAAGCAGUUUCUAUAUGUUUCUGUCAUGGAAUAUUUUCCAACAUCACGUUUUCUACGACAUGUAUUAUACUGGCCACUUAUUGAUGACUCACUGAGGAAAGCAGCUAUUGAACGUUGUGUUCACAUCCAAUUGUUGGUUGCUUACUGGAAGCAUUCAGAUAAAUCCAUGCUGGCUUACCUCCAGUCAUUACAGGCUCUGAGAAACAUCAAGAAAGUCCAUUUUGAAGUGAAACUCUUCAUUGUUCCUGUGGGGAAGUUUAGCAACAUUCCUUAUGCAAGAGUGAGUCAUGCCAAAUACUUUGUAACAGAAAAUAUUGCAUAUAUAGGUACUUCAAACUGGUCUUAUGACUACUUCAAUUCUACAACUGGAGUGGGUCUGCUGAUAAAUCAGACUUCAGGAGAUAAAGAAGGGGCUGAUAAUACAGUUCACCAUCAGUUAAAAAGUCUGUUUCAAAGAGACUGGAAUUCCAACUAUUCCAUCACCUUGGAUGAUUUGAAAGAUGAUCCUGAUUUUUCUGUAAAAUUAAUGGAUUAA